AUGAACGUUGAGAUCGAGCAUGUUCAAUUGGAACUUAUUAAGGAGAUUCAGAACAAUAUAUGUUCUCUAAGAGUGCAGUCAAACCAGUUGUGUUUUGCCCUGAAAUCAGGGUUGCUGUUUCUGAUAGAUUUAGAUGUACCUUCUGAUGUUUCCAGAUGCCAAGUACCGUUGAUAAGUAGUGGUAAUAGUGUUGAGAAAUUAAUCACUAUGUGGAUGAGUCCCAAUGGGAAACUCCUUCUCCUAAAGACUAAUUUUGCUAGGUAUUAUCUUUGCAAUGUGGAUAUUAUAAGGCAGCAACAACAGAAACAGCAGAAACAACAAAAACAAGACGCUUUGGAUGGAAUCCACACAUUGAAAAAAUUGGGCAAAAAAGGUUCUGAUGUGAAGUUUGUAGAGUGGUUUGAAAACGAUAGAUUUUUAUGUGGUGAUGCUAGCGGACAAGUAUUGGAUGUGGAAAUCAACGAUAAGCACGGUAAACAACGAAGUGACGCUGAAGUUCAUGUAGUUUGUCAAUCGAAUAAACCUAUCGAUGGUAUAUUUUGGAAUUCCACGACUGAAAAAAUCAUAAUUGUAUCGGGAAAUAAGAUAAUGCUGUGGGAUAAUGUCAAGAGUUUAAGGCAUCUUAGAGAACCUUCAGAAAUUGAGCAAUUUGAGCACCUGCCUAGAGACAAUGGAAACAGAUUUACCUCUUUCCAAGAGACUGAAACCUUCUCUUGGGUUACAAAACCAGGCGUUGUGUUUGGUAAGUUGGGCGGUAAUCAAAAUAUUUUGAAUAACGCUAAAGUUUUGUUGACAGUAGAACUGCCGGAAUCAACUCAUGACAUCAAAGACAUAAUUUUAACAGAAUUCCAUAUUGUUUUGCUUAGAGGAGCAACUAUUUUGAUAAUCAACCAGUUGAACAAUGCUGUGGUCUUUGAAGAAUCGAUCUGGACUCAAAAAUCUGAAAAAAUGAUAGGCUUGACGGCUGAUUAUUCACAGAAUCCCCCCACCUUUUGGUGCUUUUCCAGUUCUAAUAUCUACGAGAUCAUUUUGCAUGAUGAAGCAAAGGCAGUUUGGAGGCUUAUGUGUGAACAAAGAGAAUAUGAUAGAGCUUUGCAGUUGAAAGGUUUGACAGGAUGGGAAAGGGAAAAUAUUUACUAUAAAAAGGGUCUUCACCUACUAAAAGAUCAAUCCGAACCAUUGAAGGCUGCGGAAUCGCUAGGUGAGGCAGAUUGUGUUAGUGUAGGUUCAGUAGCACUUCAAUUCAUGCAACCGCCAGGAGAUAUUGAGCCCUUGCAAAUCUACUUAACAAGUAAACUGAAUAAACUAGACUCCAAGAACCAAAUGCAAAGGAUACUGUUAUCGAGUUGGGUUGUGUGGAACUAUAUGAGGCAGCUGAACGAGAUUGAGGAGGAAAUAAAUGGAGAACGCCAUCUGGAUGAUGUUAAACAUUUGAAUGACCAAAAACACCUUCUGGGAACUCAAUUGCAUGUAUUCUUAAAGAGCCAUUUGGAUUGUCUCGAUAAGAAGACCGUAUACCAGAUAAUAUCCAAACAGAAUAGGGAUCAAGAUUUGUUAUAUUUUGGCAAACUGGUAAAGGAUUACGAAUUUGUUCUUUCACAUUGGAUAAGACAAGCAAAUUGGUUUGAAGCUCUUAAUGUUUUGCUAACCAUGCAAGACCCGGAGAGUGCAUAUACUUAUGCCAGUGUUCUUCUUGUCAAUGCACCGGAGGAAACCAUUCAUGUGUGGAUGAAGAUGACAAAUCUGAAUCCAGUAGAAUUAAUUCCCUCUUUAUUGACUUAUUUUACCAGUUAUCAGAGGCAAGCUCGAAAGAAUAAAAGGAAUUAUGCCCUAGUUUAUCUGAACUGGUGUGUUGAUGAGCACGAAUAUGAAGAUCCUAUUCUUUACAACACUGCGUUGUACAUGUUAAUUACUGAUAACGACGAAGACAAUGAGCACCAUGGAUUACGUGUCAUUGAAUUCUUGGAUAGCCAUAGGGACAAGUACGAUUCUAAUUUUGUCCUGAGGUUAAGUAUCAAAUUUCACAAAGUAAGAGUUUCCAUCUAUCUCUACACACAAUUGAAGUUAUACAAAGACGCAGUGGAUUUAGCGUUGAGUAGGCAAAUGAUUGAUGCCGCGAAGCAAGUGGUGGAAACUUCAGAACUGGAUUCUAAUGUGAAGUUGAAGAAAUCGCUGUGGAGAGAGAUUGCAAAGGCAAUGCUUUACAGAGACAACGGUAAUCAAGACAUCAAACACACUGUGAGAUGUAUCAUAAGUGAAUCGCAUGAGCUGCUUGAAAUCAAAGAUUUGCUACCCCUACUGGAUGAAUUUACUACGAUUGCCAACUUAAAGGAUGAACUGAUUAGAAGUUUGGAGAAACAUGGUCAGUCCAUGUCACGCAUUUCCACUCAAAUUCAACAAUCUCUGAGAAUGAAGAAAGAUAUUGCCGUUGAAAUUGAAACGUUUAAGGAAAGGUACAGAACCUUAGAACCUGGAAUCUCAUGUAGUAGCUGUGAGAAGCUCUUGCAGACCAGAAAGUUUUUGGUUUUUCCCUGUGGCCAUUGUUUCCAUACCGAUUGUUUGAUUAAAGCAAUUCUCAAUUCCAACGAUUACAAUUUUAAGAGCUUGAUUGUUAAUUUCCAACGUCGUUUAGCCAAAGAUCGCAACUCCGUGAAACCGCAAGAGCUUGAAUUGAUCAUCACAAGGAAAUGUUGUCUCUGUAGCGAUAUCAACAUCAAUACCAUUGAUGACUACAUUAAUAUAGAUGAAAAUGAAGCUGCAAAAUGGGAAAUAUAA
Molecule: messenger RNA, 2775 nt
Organism: Zygosaccharomyces rouxii
Lineage: Eukaryota; Fungi; Ascomycota; Saccharomycetes; Saccharomycetales; Saccharomycetaceae
Gene: PEP3
Product: tethering complex subunit PEP3
Exons: 1
Coding region: 1-2775 (924 amino acids)
Biological process (GO): organelle fusion; endosome organization; vacuole organization
Cellular component (GO): HOPS complex; endosome
Molecular function (GO): protein binding; protein-macromolecule adaptor activity
Source: RefSeq, a predicted model, not a curated record